Molecule: messenger RNA, 489 nt
Organism: Symbiodinium sp. CCMP2456
Lineage: Eukaryota; Dinophyceae; Suessiales; Symbiodiniaceae
Source: the annotation of a GenBank genome assembly
AUGGAAGCCCCCGAGCUCUCGCCUGCGGUGGGCGCGCUGCUGGACGACGGCGACAUCGAACACGUGCAGAGGACCUUUGCCAAAGUGGCCGUCGUGGGUGCAGAGGCGACCGGCCGCAUGCUCUUCGGCCACAUUUUCCGCAUUUCACCUGAAGUCAAGAAACUCUUCUCUUUCGCCAGGGACGAGGAGACAAUGUGGCUGCCAGGAAGCCGCUUAGAGAAGCAUGGUGCCAGGGUGGUGAACACCAUGGCAGUAGCCGUCUCCUUGCUGGAUGACCUAGAAACCUUAGAACCGGAAUUGGAGAAGCUGGGCGUGCAGCAUGUGCGCUACAAGGUUCUCGCCUGUCAUUACGAUCUCGUAGGCCAAGCCUUCAUCGCCACCUUGGAGGAUCUACUCGAGGCGGAAUUUACAGAGGCCUUGAAGAGCGCCUACCAAAAGGUCUGGAGCUUUCUUCAGAACACCAUGAUCGCAGACAAUUACACCUGGUGA